Molecule: messenger RNA, 489 nt
Organism: Penicillium cataractarum
Lineage: Eukaryota; Fungi; Ascomycota; Eurotiomycetes; Eurotiales; Aspergillaceae
Exons: 2
Coding region: 1-489 (162 amino acids)
Source: RefSeq, a predicted model, not a curated record
AUGCCUGCUCCUCGCGAAUUCAGUUUGACAUUCGAAGCCGCCCCUCAACCCGCCGCCCGCCCCGGUCUCCCCUUCACCGUCCCCGUCAUAGUCGCCGUACAACCUAUCGGAACACCCUCACGCACAUUACAACUCGUCGCCAGCGCCAGUCUCCGCGACGAAGCCGGCACCAGCCCCGCGAUUGGCCUCGGCGGCAAUCUGACUGCAAAUGUGCGGAGCCGCACCGAACCUUCAAUGAGCGGCUACGCCAAAUUCACCGGCCUGACCAUCUCGCGACCAGGCAAAUAUCGCAUCCGCGUCAUGCUCAGCACAUCCUCCGUCAACGGCGUAACGACCAAAGAAUGUGUUGAUUCGGAGGUUAUCCAUAUCCAUGCCGCUGCGCCGGUGGCCCAAAGGCCAACUCCCACCACGGUGGCAAAGUUGCAACGGCUGACGGCUGAAAACUUGGAUAUCUCGGUGGCGGAUAUCGCGAAAUGGCAGAGUGCAUGA